Falco peregrinus (peregrine falcon) is the source of this 1242-nucleotide messenger RNA. It is a transcript of the gene BNIPL, whose product is annotated as BCL2 interacting protein like. The transcript is spliced from 9 exons. NCBI's taxonomy places the organism in Eukaryota, Metazoa, Chordata, Aves, Falconiformes, Falconidae. The record is from RefSeq and is a predicted model, not a curated record. Gene Ontology annotation, cellular component: cytoplasm. Bases 1 to 1143 code for a protein of 380 amino acids. Gene Ontology annotation, biological process: apoptotic process.
AUGGCCCCCACCCUCCCAGGGGGUGAACCGUCUCUUUUCCUGGGGUGCAGACCCCCCUGCCAAUAUCCCCUCUGGGUCAGAGGAGCAUUUCAGGGCGGGGGGGGGGGGGGGGCUCGGUGUGGCCGAACCCCCAAAUCCAGCUCAGCCAGGAGGAAACCGGUUGUGCCACCACGAGCUGUGGCCUCUGCCGGCUGCAAAUGCGGCCAAACCAGUUUGGAUGAGCCACCAGUGCCGUCACCGGAGCCCUUCAUCUGUGGGGAGCCACAGGGGGAGAGAGGCUCCCCAGAGGUGAUGGCAACAAGGAUGGCCACCGUGAUGGCCACCGGGGAUGGCCUGGACCUGAGCGAGGAGUGGCAGGAUGAAGACUUCCCUGGGCCCCUGCCGGAGGAGUGCCUGGGGGCCGGGGGUGCCCUGCGGCGCAUGCGGAGGCGGCUGCCGGCGCUGGAGCGGACCGAGAGCACCGAUCGCUCGCCCGACGCCAGCAUCGACCUCGACCUGGAUGCGCUGGAGACACCCACAGGCAGCGACGGCUUCGAGUGGGAGGAGGAGCUGCCGCACGCCUGGGCCUUCGCCGAGGGGGCUGGCAGCCGGUGGGAGCCGGACACGGAGGACGAGCAGCCGGAGGAGAGCGUAGAUCUGAGCGUGGUGGAGCCCUACAGCCGAGUCCUCUCCCACGGGGGGUACGACAGUGAGGGCUUCGGCGCCAUCCUGCUCUUCGCCGCCUGCCACCUCCCGGAUAGCAGCAUCCCCCGGUACAGCUACGUGAUGGAGAACCUGCUCAGGUACAUCAUGGGCACCCUGGAGAGGACGGUGGCCGACCGCUACAUCCUGGUGUGCCUGAGCGGGGCGGCAGCACGGGGACAGAUCCCCUCCUUCAGCUGGAUGAAGCGGUGCUACCGAGCGAUGGAUCGGCGGCUCCGGAAGAGUCUCCAGGCUGUGAUCAUCGUCCACCCCACCUGGUACAUCAAGGCGCUUGUGACGCUUUUCCAGCCCUUUCUCAGCCCCACCUUCAGCGGCAAGGUCCGGUUUGCUGCCAGCCUGCGGGAGCUCUCCCAGCUUGUCCCCUUGGAGCCGGCACACAUCCCCGAGCCCGUCCGGCGGUUAGAGCCGGGUUGGGAUGGCAGCCGGGCUGCGACGCGGUGAUGGGGACGCGCAGGGACGCACAGCGGUGGGAUGGGGGGCUCUUGGCAGACCCGACGCCGUCCCUGAGCACCCACGGGUGAAUAAAGGACAUGGAUGGGU